AUUUGAGACAGAAACGUUAAAAUUGUAAAAUCGUUGCAAAAGCUGAAGAAAGAAAAGGUGCGGUGGUGUCGAGUUGUUUUGUUUCCUCUGAAAAUUGACAGAGCUCGCGCACACACACACAACGCAAAUACUCGCUUCGUAUCAGAUCCGAAUCCCUCUUCGUUUUGCCGAUUCGGAUCUCCGAUUGAUCUCCUUCUCCGAUUCCUCCUCGUCGCAAUUGGAUCCGAUUUGAGCUUCUUGCCGUACAUAAUCACCGUCAAUCAUGAACCCGUUCUCGUCAGGAACGCGUUUGAGGGACAUGAUCCGGGCAAUUCGUGCUUGCAAGACUGCAGCAGAAGAACGGGCUGUUGUAAGAAAAGAGUGCGCUGCCAUUCGUGCAGCAAUAAAUGAAAAUGAUACUGAUUAUCGGCAUCGAAAUCUGGCUAAGCUAAUGUUCAUCCACAUGCUUGGUUACCCCACACAUUUUGGUCAAAUGGAAUGCCUCAAGUUGAUAGCAUCUCCUGGAUUUCCGGAGAAGAGAAUAGGUUAUCUUGGCCUCAUGUUGCUUCUGGAUGAAAGACAAGAAGUUCUCAUGUUGGUCACCAAUUCUUUGAAACAAGAUCUUAAUCAUACAAAUCAGUAUAUAGUCGGACUUGCCCUUUGUGCUUUAGGAAACAUUUGUUCAGCGGAAAUGGCACGUGAUCUUGCACCAGAGGUUGAGAGAUUAUUGCAAUUUCGAGAUCCAAAUAUUAGGAAGAAGGCAGCAUUAUGCUCUAUAAGGAUCUUAAAGAAAGUUCCAGACUUGGCAGAAAAUUUUAUCAAUCCUGCUACUGCCUUACUUAGGGAGAAGCAUCAUGGGGUUUUGAUCACUGGGGUUCAGCUUUGUACAGAUCUGUGUAAAAUUAGCGCUGAAGCUCUUGAAAAUAUUAGGAAGAAAUGCACAGAUGGUUUGGUCAGAACUCUUAAGGAUCUAGCAAAUAGUCCAUAUUCACCAGAGUAUGAUAUUGCUGGUAUCACAGACCCAUUUCUCCACAUCAGAUUGCUUAAACUUUUGCGGGUGUUGGGUGAAGGUGAUGCUGAUGCUAGUGACAGCAUGAAUGACAUACUUGCCCAGGUGGCUACGAAGACCGAGUCAAAUAAAGUUGCAGGGAAUGCCAUUUUAUAUGAAUGUGUUCAAACAAUAAUGAGCAUUGAAGAUAAUGGCGGCUUACGUGUACUAGCCAUUAAUAUCCUGGGAAGAUUCUUGUCAAACCGUGACAACAAUAUCAGAUAUGUGGCAUUAAACAUGCUAAUGAAGGCUGUAACAGCUGAUGGUCAGGCAGUACAGAGGCACCGUGCAACAAUUUUAGAGUGUGUGAAGGAUUCAGAUGCUUCAAUUCGGAAAAGAGCCCUUGAACUUGUUUAUGUUUUGGUCAAUGAUACUAAUGUGAAGCCCUUGGCGAAAGAACUAAUAGAUUAUCUUGAAGUCAGUGAUCAGGAUUUCAGAGCUGACCUUACUGCGAAAAUUUGCUCCAUUGUAGCAAAGUUUUCCCCAGAGAAGAUCUGGUACAUUGAUCAGAUGCUCAAGGUUCUGUCUGAGGCUGGAAAUUUUGUAAAAGAUGAGGUAUGGUAUGCCUUAAUUGUUGUGAUAACCAAUGCUUCUGAGCUUCAUGGAUAUACCGUAAGAGCAUUGUACAGAGCAUUUCAAACGUCAGCUGAACAGGAGACUCUAGUUCGAGUUACAGUGUGGUGCAUUGGGGAGUAUGGUGACAUGUUAGUCCAUAAUGUUGGAAUGCUUGACAUAGAAGAUCCAAUAACAGUGACUGAGUCUGAUGCAGUUGACAUUGUAGAGAUUGCCAUUAACCGUCAUGCAUCAGAUCUUACCACAAAAGCGAUGGCUUUGGUUGCAUUAUUAAAACUCUCUUCACGUUUCCCUUCAUGUUCAGAGAGGAUCAGAGAAAUUAUUGUUCAGUUCAAGGGGAGCUUUGUGCUAGAAUUGCAGCAGAGAGCUAUUGAAUUCAAUGCGAUUAUUGCAAAGCAUCAAAAUAUUAGGUCUACUCUUGUAGAAAGGAUGCCAGUUUUGGAUGAAGCAACCUUUAUUGGUAGGAGGGCUGGGUCUCUGCCAGGUGCAGCUUCAACUACAACUGUACCAUCAGUUAGUCUACCAAAUGGUGUUGCCAAACCUGUGGCUCCUCUUGUAGAUCUACUCGAUCUAAGUUCAGAUGAUGCUCCUGCACCUAGCUCUUCUGGUGGAGAUUUUCUUCAGGACCUUUUGGGUGUUGAUCUUGCUCCAGCAUCACAACAAUCUGCAGCUGGCCAAGAUUCAAAAAGUGGCAAUGAUGUUCUUUUGGACCUUUUGUCUAUUGGAUCACCUUCCCAAACCAGCUCAUCUACAGUAGACAUCUUAUCCUCCAAUUCUAGUAACAAAGCACCAGUUUUACCAUUGGAUGAUCUCUCAUCUGUUUCACUUUCCUCAAAAGCAUCUUCGAAUGCUGCUCCUAUGAUGGAUUUAUUGGAUGGUUUUGCCCCCAGCCCACCUACAGAAAACAACGGACCAGUUUAUCCAUCUAUAACUGCGUUUGAGAGCAACUCCUUGAGAUUGACAUUCAAUUUCUCAAAACAACCAGGAAACCCACAAACUACAGUUAUCGAGGCUACAUUUACGAAUUUGACCUCUAAUACAUAUACAGAUUUUGUUUUCCAGGCAGCUGUUCCCAAGGUAUGCCAAUCAAUAUGCUAUUGAACUUUCUGCAUGAAG
Molecule: messenger RNA, 2716 nt
Organism: Vigna umbellata (rice bean)
Lineage: Eukaryota; Viridiplantae; Streptophyta; Magnoliopsida; Fabales; Fabaceae
Source: RefSeq, a predicted model, not a curated record